AUGACGGCCUCACGAAUACCCGAAAGACGUUUGAUGGAUUUUCAAACGGAGCUGACGCAGGUGGAGCAAGUCAUUCCAGUGACACAGAAAUAUGCUUUUGCCAUGGACAUAGUGUCCAUGCUGCUCCCUUCUGCUACCAUGACGCCCUUCAGUUUUUUCCUCAUGAAUCCGAUAGAAGAUAGAGAAAAAGAUGUAGAGGGAGAAGAGAACCUCAGUGUAAUUGCAUCACCUUCGUCAUCGACAACAGGAGACACAUAUAUCAAGACCCCAUUAAGAUCAUCAACGUUAAUAAAUUCGCUUCGCGGAUGUGGCCUUUCCAAUGUUCGCAUUGACACGAAAAAUCUUAGACAAAACCUUACAAUGCCACAAUACCUUCGUUGUGCAAUGCGUGAUAGCAUUCGUCUUCAAGAUCUCAUUACUGAAGAAACUCGUACAAUUGAUUCUGUGGACAAUGAGAUCACCGCAGAGCGAACACCCCUCGUUGUCUUCAUCAAUCCCCGUAGUGGUGGCCGCCAUGGUCCUGUCCUUAAAGAGAGGCUCCAACAUCUCAUGAGUGAGGAACAGGUUUUAGAUUUAGUAGAUGUGAAGCCAGAUGAAUUUAUCCGAUAUGGAUUAAAAUGUUUAGAGAUGCUAGCUGAUAAAGGAGAUACCUGCGCUAGAGAGAUUCGUGAAAGAAUAAGGAUUGUGGUUGCUGGAGGUGAUGGUACAGUUGGAUGGGUAUUAGGAUGCCUUACAGAGCUUCACAAAUAUGGUCGGGAACCAGUUCCUCCUGUUGCAAUCAUACCACUUGGUACAGGCAAUGAUCUUUCUAGGAGUUUUGGAUGGGGUGGUUCAUUUCCUUUCUCAUGGAGACAAGCAAUAAAGAGAACACUUUACAAAGCUACUACUGGUCCAAUUUGUCGUUUGGAUAGUUGGCGAAUUUCAAUUACAAUGCCCGAAGGAACAAUAGUAGAACCACCACAUUCUUUGAAGCAAAUAGAAGGGUGCACUCUUGAUGAGGACAUAGGAGACGAGGAAGGACUGCCGGAGAAAGUUAUAAGCUAUGAUGGCGUCUUUUACAAUUAUUUUAGUACAGGAAUGGAUGCCCAAGUUGCUUAUGGGUUUCAUCAUUUGAGAAAUGAAAAACCGUACCUUGCACAAGGUCCAAUUGCAAAUAAGAUCAUUUACUCAGGUUAUAGUUGCACUCAAGGUUGGUUCCUUACUCCGUGCACAAGUGAUCCAAAGUUAAGGGGACUAAAGAAUAUUUUACGGAUGCAUGUCAAGAAGGUUAAUAGUUCAGAAUGGGAGCGCAUCCCAGUUCCUACAAGUGUUAGGGCAAUAGUAGCCUUGAACCUUCAUAGUUAUGGAAGUGGACGAAAUCCAUGGGGUAAUUUGAAACCAGAAUAUUUAGAAAAGAGAGGAUUUGUGGAAGCACAAGUAGAUGAUGGACUUUUGGAAAUAUUUGGUCUAAAACAAGGAUGGCAUGCAUCAUUUGUCAUGGUUGAACUAAUUUCAGCAAAACACAUAGCUCAAGCAGCAGCAAUUCGAUUAGAAAUUAGGGGUGGUGAAUGGAAAGAUGCAUACUUGCAAAUGGAUGGAGAACCUUGGAAACAACCAUUGAGCAGGGAACACUCGACAUUUGUCGAAAUAAAAAGGGAACCUUUCCAAUCAUUUAUGGUUAGGGGAGACUGA
Arachis duranensis is the source of this 1671-nucleotide messenger RNA. RefSeq names its product diacylglycerol kinase 4. The coding region runs from base 1 to 1671 and encodes 556 amino acids. The transcript has 13 exons. NCBI's taxonomy places the organism in Eukaryota, Viridiplantae, Streptophyta, Magnoliopsida, Fabales, Fabaceae. The record is from RefSeq and is a predicted model, not a curated record. Gene Ontology annotation, molecular function: ATP-dependent diacylglycerol kinase activity.